This is a messenger RNA of Stegodyphus dumicola, 1847 nucleotides long. It is a transcript of the gene Gnptab, whose product is annotated as N-acetylglucosamine-1-phosphate transferase subunits alpha and beta. The record is from RefSeq and is a predicted model, not a curated record. Gene Ontology annotation, cellular component: ribosome; Golgi apparatus. Lineage: Eukaryota; Metazoa; Arthropoda; Arachnida; Araneae; Eresidae. Gene Ontology annotation, biological process: carbohydrate phosphorylation; N-glycan processing to lysosome; translation. Gene Ontology annotation, molecular function: structural constituent of ribosome; UDP-N-acetylglucosamine-lysosomal-enzyme N-acetylglucosaminephosphotransferase activity; calcium ion binding.
UUGCUCAUUUUCUCAUGAUAAAUAGCAAUUUAUGUUUUUAAUAAAUUUUAGAAAAUUUCUGUUUAUAAUUUUAUUAAAUUAUGUUAAAUACAUCAAAUAAUUUCUAGUGAUGAUAAUUUUGAUUAAACGUGGGAGUGUUAGAAGUACUUUUAUUAUCUAGACGAGUAUUUUUUAAAUUAUUUAAUUUUAAAAUAAUUAUGUCUCGAACUGUAUUGUGUAAGCUUAUACAGAGAAAAACGUAUGACUUCCUUUCGAAAAGGCAUACAGCUGUUUUAUUGUUUUUUGGUUUCAUCAUACUUUUAGUAGCUACACUUCAUUUUGGUGAAACUAUGAUGGAAUGGAGCAAAGAAAAGUAUGCUGUAGUUUUUAGUCCAUAUAAUAAUAAUAUAGUCGGUAAAAAUUUUCGAAGCAUGUUGUGUCAGUAUGUCCCUAUAGAUGUUGUCUAUACUUGGGUGAAUGGAACAGAUCCAAAAUUUUUAAAAGAAUUAGCCAGAGCAAAGGAAGAUUAUGGAUUUUUAAAUUCAUAUUUAAAUUGUUCGUUUUCUCAUUGUGUGAAGUCUCAUAUGGUUCUUGUUCGACCACAAUUGCCCAGUUCAGUGACUUUUGGUGAUUUAGAAGAAUAUGACCCAUUAUUUCAGCACAUCUCAAGAAUAUUUGUUGUAGCAGCUCCUCAAGCACAUCAGAAUAUAUCUGUACUGGUAUUUCCUGAUGUGGAUACAGCUGAAAAGGUUUUGCUUAAACAAGUAAUCAUGAUGGAUGGUCAGAAUUAUACAGUGAGUACAGCUUAUGUUACUGACAGCUGGAGUUCCCAAAAUAUCGUUCUCUUAAAUACAAUGGUUUUUCUUACACAAGUUCCAUCUAGUGUUUCAGAUAUAGAUAUCUUGGAGAAACUACCAGAAAAUAUAAAAUCAUCAGUAUCCAAGGUGGACAUUCAUGGAGAAAAGAGCUUAGCUGUUCUCAUUUUAAAUGAUCCUGACAUGAUAAAUUCUAUUAUAAAGUUGAACAACAUCACAUUUGAAAAUAAAGUGGCAUCCAUUGCACCUGCACACCUAGUUAUUGAACUGCCAUCUGAUCAUGAAGAUAUCUCUGCUAGUCGUUUUACAGAUAAUGAAGAACUAAGAUACUCAUUGCGCUCUUUAGAAAAACAUGCUCCUUGGGUACAGCAUGUUUACAUAAUAACCAAUGGACAAAUACCAUAUUGGCUAAAUCUUGAUAAUCCUUGGGUUACAAUAGUUACACAUGAGGAAAUUUUUCCUAACAAAAGCCAUCUGCCAACUUUUAGUUCUCCAGCCAUUGAAUGCCAUUUGCACAGAAUUCCAAAUUUGUCAAAAAAAUUUCUGUACUUAAAUGAUGAUGUGAUGUUUGGAAAAGAUGUUUGGCCAGAAGAUUUUUAUACUCAUACUAAAGGACAAAAGGUUUAUCUUUCCUGGCCUGUGCCCAAUUGUGCUGAAGGCUGUCCUUCAUCAUGGAUUAGAGAUGGGUAUUGUGACAAGCCUUGCAACAAUUCUCAAUGCCAGUGGGAUGGUGGAGACUGUACUGCUGACAAUCCAAUGUUAUCAUAUCAACCCAUAGGUGUACAACAAGAAGGAGCAGUUACUGGUUUCUUCCAAAUUCGAGCAAACAAAAAUUACUGCAAUGAAGAUUGUGCUGAUACUUGGCUAGCAGAUAGAUACUGUGAUAGGGCUUGUAAUGUCCAAGCUUGUGGUUUUGAUGCUGGAGACUGUGGGUUGGAAAAUUUUCAUAAAAUUCCUGAAUUAGUUCUUUCAAAAGACCAGACACAAUAUUAUCUUCCUGAAGGUGAAUUUGUUGGAUAUUUCAAUUUAAAAAAAAACACAGUUUUUAAAUGA